Molecule: messenger RNA, 3970 nt
Organism: Astrephomene gubernaculifera
Lineage: Eukaryota; Viridiplantae; Chlorophyta; Chlorophyceae; Chlamydomonadales; Astrephomenaceae
Source: the annotation of a GenBank genome assembly
CUAACGCAAUGGAGCACAACGACACGAUGGUCGUUUGCAAGGGGUUGUCGUUAUGCUAAGAGUAACCUUUCCUGCACUGCUGCUCUUUAUAGUUGCGGGACACGCCUUGGUCCAGGAUGUAUUGGAUAGCGCAGAUGUAGGCGUCCAGAAAUGCGAGUUCCAGGGUCAGCUGGGCCAAGACCGGGUGCGGCUGUACGUCUUUCUUACAGCUUGCGUAGACCCUUCACCACUGGAUAACAAUAUCAGCACCAAUAGCAGUAGCAGUAAUGACGGCAGUAGCAACGAGCAGCCAAAUUUCUUCUUGUCAGGUUCAGCUUUUAUGCUGCUCUUAGACCGGCCCGUCACCACCACCCAGCACCAACAGCCCCUCGGCACGCUGCUAUGGGCCGCACACAAUCAGUCCAAGGACACAGCAGCAGAAAUGGAGCCUUCAGGUGGCGUUGCCAGUGCCCCACGGGUCAUUCGUGAAGCCUUAUUGGAGGCGGCUCGUCGGCUGGCGAAAGGGACCGACCAAAUCCUAGCAGUACGAUCUCUUUGGUCCGGAAAGCAGUACGGCAUUCGCUUGUCGUACCGAGAGCCGGAAAAUUGGAUUAUAAACCCCAGCUUGCGUCGGGAGCCCGGUCGCCUGUCAGCAGAGAUCUCGCUGGAUCCAGCCGAGCUGUAUGCCGUGGCCGGAUCGAACUCGAAUUUAAAUUCUGGAUCCAUUGCCGAAACUGACAUCACCGUACGGCGCUUGCUGAGGACAGCCGCUGGCAAUGCUGCUGCCACUGGUUCCUCAGUUACGUCAGCAGCUGCUGCCCCGGCUUUUGAAGUAUUAGCCGCUGGUUUCGAAGGAGCGUGUGCCUAUACUCCCAUGCUCGGCAAUCGACGGCCACUGGCAGCACGGAAGGCUAAGUCGCCAUCUUCCUCAUCCGCCUCUGCCGGUGCAUCCUCAGCUGACCCAGGGGACACAGCAGCACCAGGAGCCCCUGCAUGCGCCUGGCUGGAUCCAGACCGCAUUGCGUACGACAACAACCUCUUUAACCAGUGGCGAGCCGUACAAAAGGCAACCGUCACACCUGCCAGCACCAAGGGCUCCAAAAGGUGGCGGCACAAGGGCUGGAAUUUGAGCCGGGGUAAGGUGAAAGUCUCACCGCCGCCACCACCACCGCCACCUUCCCCGCCGCCACCGGUUAGCAGCUCUGCGCCGCCAGCCUACAUGGUGGUUUCGUCGUACUUCAAUCUGGAUCCGUACGACUUCAUUACAUUACUGCGUCACCACAUUGAGUACCACGCAGCCUUGGGUGUGCAGCGACACUUGGUGUACAUUGAGGAAGGCGAGGAGGCGCUCGCUGCUGACCCACGGGUCACGGCACUCGUGGCGGCGGGGCGGCUGGAGGUUGUACGGUGGCGAGAGCUGCCGGCCUUCCCUCUGCCCGGUAGCAGUGGCGGUGUACGGCAUCCGUACGCCAACCAGAUCCUGAUCUACCAACAUGCGCUGCUGACGCUGUGGCAUGAGGCGGCGGUGGUGGCGGUGGCGGACCUGGAUGAGUUCCUGCUGACGUCCCAACCGCUGUCACUGGAGCUGGCGCUGCUGUUCUGCUCCCCGAGGGGCUCCCACCCGCCUGGAGCCCUCUGGGUGCCCCGUCGAGCCGUGCUUUGUACGACAUGCCUCACUGCGGCAGCAGCGGAGGCGGCUGUACGACAAAGCCCAGCGGGUGACGCCGCCGCCGCCGCCGCGACGGGGCCCACGUCGCGCUCAUCCUUGGUGUCCUCCCGCCAGCAGGGAAUCCUUCUCCCUGCCAGAAGUGCUGCCUCCUCCUCUUCUUCCUCCUCCUCGCCACAGCCGCUGCUGCCCUCGUGGCUCCGCCCGCGGCCGCAGGUGCAGGUGGUGAUGGCGCAGCUGCAGGCGGGACUGCGGAACGCCACCCUGGCGGCGGCGGCAGCGGCGCUCGAGAGGGCCCUGUGGCUCACGGACAGCAACUCUUCCUCCGCCGCCGCCGCUGCUGCUGCUGCUGCUGCAGCUGUCUCAACCGCUGCAAAUGCCGCCGGCGGGGACGUUUCUGCCUCUGCCGCUGCCCCCUUCAGCGCAGGCAGCGGUACUCCUAAGGACAGCCGUAGCAGGAGCAGCAGCACCAGCAGCAAAAUGGACGCUAGCCCCCGGCCAGCUAACCGCUACCAGCACCCCCUGGAGCACUACCGCCACUGGCGCGAGGGCUGGCACCACAAGAGCCUGCUGUACAGCCACGUGGUGUCGUACUUUGGGGUGCACAUGGCGUUCAGCGGCGACCCACGGGUCAGGCCGCACACCAUCUCUCGCAGCGGCUGUGCGGUGUGGGCGCAUGUGGAGACGCAGUUGGGACCCAGGGGGAGGGGCGGAGCAGGCAGCAGCAACGCCGCUGCUGGCAGUGGCGGGGCAGGCAGCAGCAGCCAAUCCGAGACCACCAGCAGCAGCAACCGCAAUGGUGUUACUGGAAGCCGCAGCAAUGGCAAUGGAGGUGGCGGCAGCGGGGAUGGGGGUGGAGGCAGGGAGGUACGCGUGACGGCGGUGGAGCAGCGGUACUACUGGGCGUUGGAGCGGGUGGUUGGCAGGCCGAUACCUAGGGUGCAGUACAAGGGCUAACUGGGGGCGGAGUUUGCUGUCCAUGCUUCAGAUGGACACCGCGAAGUGGCGGUUAAAUAAACUGAGCUGCGAGGAAUACCAACCCUAACCGUACCGAGUGGGAGUGCCGUGGGGGUGAGCAUGCAUGCAGAUGAAGGGCGGUGCGAGUAGGCAACCGUUGCAUGGGGUAUGUGCGGCUUAAAUCUGUGUGUUUAAGAAAACUCCGACUGCCGCGAGUCGGAACGUGUGUGUGUGUAUGCCUAACUGCAGCGCCAUGCCAGCGCCGUGUGGCAGGCGCAGUGUGAGACAUGGAAAAGGAACAUGCUGUUCUUUAGUGUUUAUAGAUUGUAAUGGAUUUUGGGUAAUGCAUAAAUGUGAAAGGGGUAAUUACUCACGUUGCCUGGCAUUACUAACCGCUCGAUUGCUCAGCUCAUUCGGCAGCGCCAGUGUGUAAAUGCGCACUUACCUGCUAAUGGGUGUGCGGGGGUACGGUAACAUGCACUGUGUGGGUAUUUCAAUUAAUGGUUAUCAUCGUGUGUGAGACAAGGAAAUGGUACACAGAUACUGCAUUACUGUCAACAACGCGUGUGUGUGAUUACGGCGAAUUAAGCCCAAGAGCCUGCCAUGCUUCUGCUUUCCUCACCACUGAAGUGGUUGUCAGUUUUGGCGUACCGGCAGCUCAAGUGUGCGAAUGUGCGCAUUCAUUACAUACAAGAGCGCUACAUGUGGUACGUGAUGUGGGGUUGGGUGCACGCUGACAUGCACGAUAAUAUGCCAUCUAACUAUUCUUUGGGGUAGGGCUAAACUGAGUACGUGUGCGCUAGCUGUCAGUUGGAGUUCCGUUUUGGAACUACUCUGGAAGCGCUGCUCUGGGAGUUGAACUCCGUACCGGUAAUAAUUGCAGCCAGCGCCAGUCUGCGCUUUGGAUCAUUGUGUGGGGAUUUUCGGGCGUCUCGUGCCCUUGCCGCAUAUCCUGGGAUGUAGUGAUUGAUUGCUUGUUAAACACACAUGCAGACCCAUGGGUCCUCUGCCGCUCUGAAGCGCUUGUGGGCAUUUUUUGUUUUAUUGGAUGACCUUUAGCUAGCAGUUCCUCCUUAGCUAAACUGUAGGUAGCGCCUAAUUUAUAUUAUGUUGAUAUGGGUUAGGUGUGGGUAAAGGCCUGAAGGGUUAGCUGCAAGGACGGCGAUAUGCUGUGUGUGGCCGUACGUGUUAGUGGAGAGAACGGUGUAUAACCGAGCGGCUUCUCAACGCAUGUUCUAACUUGUCGAAUGGAGUUGUAACAAAAGACAACGAGCGAAGGGGUGGCACACGAGCGAUCAGAGGUGGAGGAGCGGUAGGAGGGAAAUGGUUGUCGCGGCGGUGCUGCAGGCAGCGCGAUACGCAAGAGCC